GGAGGUUUUGGGAAGGGAUUUGUUGAGGCUGACACGCACGUGGUCGUUGGCCGUCACAAAUCUGACAAAGAUGGUGCCACGGCAAACAAUAAUGAGAUCAAGAGCACAAUGGAACCCAUCCCCACGAGUGAUAUGGCUACGGACAAUGCGAAUGGUGCUACCUAUCAGGUACUAGACGAUGUAUUCUGGAACGAUCCUGAAACAUUGGCGGCGAUAGACUCGAUUUUGAAGGCGGUCGAGCGACGCAUCUCGUCAGAUGACCAUGAUGCAUGUGACACCUAUCAUCAACAUACGAGCGGGAUUGGCGUGGGUUCUGCACAUAAUGGGAUGCCUCAAACUGCUGAUAAGUCACUCAAUAUAGACGUGCAAAUAGAUGUUGGUCAGUCUGAGCAUGCAAUUGGUGAAGAAAUUGGGUUGCACGACAAAGGUCAUGUAACUACU
This is a messenger RNA of Striga asiatica, 441 nucleotides long. NCBI's taxonomy places the organism in Eukaryota, Viridiplantae, Streptophyta, Magnoliopsida, Lamiales, Orobanchaceae. The record is from the annotation of a GenBank genome assembly.